GCGCUUUGCUCUCUGUCCAAGUUUGGAUGCGUAACUGGCGGAGUACAUGGCGAUGAGAUGGACAUGGAGCCCGAUAGCGAGAAGGAGGCCAUUCUGGCGAGGCGGCGCCUGCUGCUGCUGCUCCGCCAGAGCCCGGAGGUGAUCCGGGCGCUGCAAGUGUCCAAGCGCGCAGAUGACGAGUCCAUCCUGAACGCCCUGGGCAAGUUUGAAAGCCCCUUCGAGCUCCUAAGGCAGGCGGGAUGCUCCAUCCCCAAGGCCUCCCAAGCAGAAGAGCUCAUGGCUCUCGCGGUGCAGGCUCCCAAGGCCAAGCGGAAGAAGCGCGACAAGAAGAUGUAUUUCUACGCGGCCGCAGGUUGCGAUGUGGCUUUGAUUUUUCUCUUCGUCGGAUUACUCGCGUGGCAGGUCACCGAAGCCACGCGCGGAUGGACGAUUGGCACCUGCAGCCUCACCCUUUUCACCAACCAGAGCUGCAUGCAGGCAAAUGGCGGCUGCUUCGUGGAGGUUGCCGUGCGAAGCACCGACUUGUACCUGGUGAAGCAAGAUUGGACUCUUCCGGUGGAGCAUACCGGCGCGGAGGGCGUCUACACCCGGUACUACGGCGACCCGUUUAGAUGCUGCAACAACGACCAGGGCCAAGUCCCCAACUGCUGCAGCCUGGUGGCCGGCGGAGUGGAGCAGAAGACCGCAGAGACCUUUUGCGACACCUGGGGCAGCCUGGGUAAAGUCGACUGGACCGGUGCGAGGUGCAACUCUGGAUCCUGGCAAUGCCUUUUUACUGUAGAUGCAGACAGGGAGAACGUGCUAGACCUAAAGCACUACAUGGAGCCGGACACCUCCUUGCUGGUGAUCAUAGUGGCAAUCCUCGUUUGCAUCCUCAUGAUCUUCGUGUUGGCCAGAGUGUUGCUGGCCUUCGACGUGAGGUGUAACUGUGUGCCCGUGAACUAUGGCAAGGAGGAAGAGGCUGAGAUGUACGAUCCCGACGAUCCUGCAGCAGAUUGGGGACAAGCUGUGCAGGAGGCAUUGCAGGAUGAGGUGCAGCGUCGGAGAGAAGCCACCUGCACUGGCUGGCUACAGAUGAAGCUUCAGCCACUGGUGCCUGUGCUGCAGAGCCUGCGAUCCUGCAGUUGCCUUCAAUGUCGUAGGCGCCCAAAGCCAGCCAAGAUCGAACGUGAGUCCCCGAAGCACCGCCGGAAGGGCCACGACAGGAAGUCCCCCCAUCGGGCUGGGGGCUCCAAAGAUAGGACCAAGGAGAGACCAGACGUCGUGGAGGAGUUGCCGCAGGCGCUUGAAGCCUCAGAGGAGGAGCCGGAGGAGGAGGUGGUACUUCCGCCAUCUCAGUUGAGCUUUCCGCCUGGCUUCAUUUGGGAGGGCAACCAAGACCCCGAGGGCAUGGAGAAAUACCUGCACUGGGAGACCAACAAGGCCGCGAGGCUCAAGGCCUACACGGAGAAGGACAUCCACCCCGGCUUCCAGCUAGGCAACUUGACUUCCUACGCUCGUCUGGCGCAGCACCAGCGCCAGACGCUGUUUCUGCCCAUCGUCGAGCCCAUGCCCAAAAACGCGGUGGCGAAUUACUCCACCAGCACGCUGCACUACUCCUGCAGCACCUACCGAGAGAGCCGGCGCCAGAAGCGCCGCAAGUCCCAUGCGGUGAAGAAACGUCAGGCCUCCGAAAAGUCCAGAUGGAACUGGACGCAGGACCUGGAAGCCGGGCAAAAAGGGAAGCUGCAAGUCAACUGGGACUCGCAGUACCGGGCAGUACAGGUAGGGCACCGCUUGUCCAAGCCAACGCUGAACAUGCUGGAGUAGAAUUCGCGGAAUUCGCAAGCCAGGCUCGAGCGCAUGUCUCCGACUUUUUGGUGCA
Molecule: messenger RNA, 1864 nt
Organism: Effrenium voratum
Lineage: Eukaryota; Dinophyceae; Suessiales; Symbiodiniaceae
Source: the annotation of a GenBank genome assembly